UGCUACCUGGCUUACCAUUAAACAGAAUAGAGAAGAAGGGGUUCUUGACAGCAUAUGAGUUCUACCAUGAUAUCUUUGAGUAUUUAUACGAUUACUGGUAGGUCCUCUCUCAUUCAGAGAGACGUUUUGUAGUGUCUUUGGCCUAGCUGUGUCAUCUUUGUCAUUUAGAACUACUAGCUUACUGUGGAUGGGUAGCUAGUUAGCUCAAAGCAGCUAACACCAGCUAACAGUUACUCCUACUGUCCUAAAAGAUGGACUCAAGUGUCUUCAUGGCCGUUUCAAAAGAUGAGCCUUUACCUCUUGCGUCACUGCGCCUCCUGGUCCCACCUUUACAACUUAUGGCCGCCUCUAUGUGGCAUAUUUUGAAGAAACAAGAUGUCAUGAACUACUGGAAACUGGCAGAGUUUGUCUCUUUGGUGAUGGACAUGGUCCCAGAGCUACUAGUGUGCACGCACAGGAUGCAACUCAACCUGGGGUUAAGAGCAAGGUAUAUUCUAGAGCUGUGUCGAAGUGAACCGUUUACGGAUCCUGACUUCAUCUUGUCUCAUCUGGACCAGAUUAAAUCACCACACCCCACUCUGGUGAAAGAAUCACAAGAGGAGGAAGUGGUGGUUAACUUUCUUGAGUUGGUCCAGACUCUGCUCAAAGAUCCCAAAGAGAGACAACAAUUUUUCUCGGAGGUAUUCCCUGCUGAGUAUGGACCUCAGUAUGACAGUGAUUUGGAUAUGCUGUUUUCAGAGUUCCUUUGUCGACUGGCUCAGCUGUUGCCAGUUCCUGACCUCAAACAGACUAUUUCCUGGCUUGGAGCCGAAUGCUAUUUCUUGGAGGAUUGGGUGCAUUCAGUCGCUGAGCCUACAUACCUGAUAAAAUUGCUCCAGCACCAUAAACACCUUGGCCAUUUAGAGCUGCAUGUUCCACCUUCCAGUAUGGGCAACGGCAUCCUGUCCUCCCUCUCUGCAAUUCCCCCCAGUAGAGUGGCAAAACCUACAGAACAGCAUGCCCAAUCAGAGCCACUGCACGGCCUCAGUGAUGACAAGCACACUGCAUCAUUCGUGAAUGACGAAGCAGUUGAAAUAAUCACAGUGACGGAUUACGCAGAGGUUGAAUUGGACACAAGCGAUGACAUCAAGGUGUUGAUGGGAGAAAACAGCUUUGAAGGAACAGACACUAGCAUGGUGCCUGAAGAUUCGCUGGUAGUGCUUCCUCUAGAGACAAUGGAAGAAGAAAUGGCCGAAGAAGGGGAAAAGGCAACACUACAAAAACAUUUAAGCGGUUUGGAAAACUCAAUCCAUUCAGAGGUCAACAACAACGUCCUAGCACUUUCCCAACAAAAAUGUUCUGUUGGACUUCAUGACUGCCCAGACUGCGAGAAGAAAUUUAAAUUUGCCUCUUCGCUAAUCGCCCACAGGGUCAUCCACACCGGUGAACGCCCCCACCGGUGCAAUGACUGCGGUCGCUGCUUUUCUUUCAGGCAGUCUCUUGACAGACACAGACACACGCACAAAACUGGACACAAGUACAGCUGCCGGAUCUGCAUGGAGACCUUCCACUCUUUGUCAGCCCGCACAGAGCACAAGCAGACACACAUGGAAGACGGUGUUUACAUGUGUAAUCAAUGCAACAAGACCUUUAACUGGGAGCUGGCCCUUGCAAGGCACCUGAAAACUCACACUGAUGAUCACAAUGCAAACAAGCUGACCGAGAGCCAUAAUGAUGGGCAGGAGGUGGUUUUAGCUAAUGAAAAUGUAGGUGUGAAUCCCAUUGCACCUGCUGAACCCAACACCCAUCCUGAUCCAGAGAACGCAGAGGUUGAGAGCAGUGAGCCUCCCACCUCUGAGCCUGAAGGCACGGUCCCUGAACUUGACAUUGAAGUUGUUUCCCCAGUGAAGGUCCGCACAAGUGGCCGCAAACGCAAACCAACCAUGAAGAUCCGGGUGAUACAUUUACAAAAGCACAUGGCUACUAAAAGAAGGACGGAUGUCACCAGGGCUAACCCCCCAGACCUGAAGCCUUUCAGUUGUGCUGAGCACUCUUAUGGGUCGUCCAUGGUCUCAUCACAGGACGGUGAUAAAAGUUUUGUAGCAGAUGGCUUAUCGACUGCUUUCCGCUGUCCUAAAUGCUCCUUUCAGCACACAGAAGAAGCAAAGGUCCAGCAGCACAUUGACAAGGUCCACUCUGUUGAGGCUGAGGAUGACGAGAUGUCCUUUCAGCCCCUUCCAGAUGAAGAGGGACGUUUUAGUUGUGCAGACUGUGAGAAGAGCUUCAAGUUCCAGUCCUUACUGAAAGCCCACCAGCGCAUCCACACAGGCGAGCAGCCCUUCUUGUGUUCUCAAUGCGGGCGGCGGUUCUCCUUCAAACAGUCACUGGAGAGGCACAGGCAGACGCACAAGUCCGGGCGCAUGUAUGAGUGCCCGAUUUGCGGGGAGGUCUUUAAGUCGCUGGUGGCUCAGAGGGAGCACAAGAGCACCCACAUGGAGAACGGCGAGUAUCUGUGUUCAGAGUGUGGCCGGACGUUUGCCUGGAAGUCUGCACUGGUGAGACACCUCAAGACGCACGGCGAGGAUGCUGACAAAGUGCAGCGCUCUUACAAAUGCCCUCGCUGUGACCUGGCCUUCAGAUGUGCAAGCUACCUUAACAGGCACCUCCAAACUCACCAGGAAGAAAGAGUGCACACGUGCAACUGCGGAAAGAGCUUCGCCUACCGUGCAGCUCUCACUGCACAUCAGCGCAUCCAUCAAAAGGAGCGGCCGCACAUAUGCACACAGUGUGGCAAGGGAUUCCUCUACAAUGGUGGUUUGCUGAGCCACAUGAAGAUCCACUCAGAGGAAAUGCCCUUCAUGUGUUCUUUCUGUGGCAAAAGCUUCAAGAGGGAACGUAACAUGAAGAAGCACGAGCGCUGCCACACCAGGGAGAAUGUUUUCAGCUGCUCGCAGUGUGACAAGAGUUUUGUCUACAAGGCGACGUUGAUAAGACACGAGCUGACUCAUUCAGGCGAGCGGCCAUUCCUCUGCUCUGACUGUGGGAAAGGCUUCUUUUCCCACGCGGAGCUUCUGAAGCACGAACGUUUCCACACGGGCCACAAGCCCUUUCAGUGCCCCCACUGCGGCAAGAGUUUCACUCAGUCGUGCUACCUGACCAUACAUCUGCGCUACCACACCGGAGUCCGGCCGUACUCAUGCACCGAUUGUGACAAGAGCUUCCUCAGUGCCAACCGGCUAAAGAGACACCAGCGAACACAUUCUGGGGAAAAACCAUACCUUUGUGGGGAGUGUGGGAAGGGAUUCAGACAGCCAUACAAUCUCAAAAUGCAUCAACGGACACAUAGCAUGAAGGUAACAUAGUCACGGUUUUUAAUUUAAGAUUCAUGUUUUGAACGAGUAAAUAGUUGGCGAUUAUAGGUUAUAAAGUAACUACAUACAUUGUGACUGUGUUGUUGUUUUUGUUGCAUUGUGAUGUAGCUUAUCUGUCCAAUCAUCUUGAGUCAGUCUUAAAAUAAUGAACAGAAUAAAGUUUUGCAUAAAUCCA
Molecule: messenger RNA, 3525 nt
Organism: Eleginops maclovinus (Patagonian blennie)
Lineage: Eukaryota; Metazoa; Chordata; Actinopteri; Perciformes; Eleginopidae
Product: zinc finger protein 11-like
Exons: 9
Coding region: 252-3341 (1029 amino acids)
Biological process (GO): regulation of DNA-templated transcription
Molecular function (GO): RNA polymerase II cis-regulatory region sequence-specific DNA binding; DNA-binding transcription factor activity, RNA polymerase II-specific
Source: RefSeq, a predicted model, not a curated record